UUACCUCGGGAGCAUGGAUGGAGGUUCAGACUUCAGACAGCGAAUUCAAAAAUAAAACUGGCUCCCUCCCAAAUUGACAAAUACAUAUUUCCAUUUCUACCCUUCAUUUUCCCUGCUCUCCAGUCUCCUCCAUUUUGACCAUUUCCCUCUCUCACGAAAAAUCGAUUUUCUUGGAGAGAGAAACACAUAAUUAGGGUUUAUAGAGAGAGAAAAAUAGAGAUAAAUUCUAGGGUUUUAGCUUAUGGAGGGUGUUCCGGUUCUUGACACAGAAAACAUUAAUGUUGCAGGUGACAAAAUAAAGGGAGAGAAGCUGGAAAAGGGGUCUUUGGUUGGAAUUGCGCAAAGGAAAACGCUUGUUGACAUUAACAAUUUUCCUGCGCAAAGGAAAAUGCUUGCUGAUAUUAGCAACCUGUCACAGCGAAACCAAUAUGGGAAAUCACAAUCUGUUUUAGUUAGUAAAGAGCAUGUUGAGAAGCUCCAACGGGAUAUCAUGGCAUUGACAAAGCUUGUUGCAGAUAGGAAUAAAAUCAUCGAGUUGAGUGCAAUUGAGUUGCAGAAACUGAGAGUCAAUUAUCAGCAACUACAGCAACAGAAUCUGCAACUUGCCCAAACCAACAGCCAGAUGUUAGCAGAACUAAAUGCGGGUAAAGAUAAGCUUAAGGCAUAUCAACAUGAGUUGGGGUGCAAGAAUGGCCUGCUUAAUGCCAAAAAAUUGGAGCUGAAGGAGAAAACAAAGAAAGUUAGAAGCCAGAAUAUGAGAAAUGAGGUUGAAACCAUCAAAGGUGACAACGCAGCGCAAUUCUCUCAACCAGAGGACAAUAAACCUUGCAACACAAAAAGGAAGCGCCAAUCAAAAGUUCAAUCUUUGGAUUCCAGUGCUGUUAAACCAGGUCAAACUGAAGAUAAUGUUGAGAAGAAGAGUGUUUGUUUGAGAAGGCAAUCUGCUAUGUUUAAAUCUGGAGAAGAACCCACUGAAAAGAACAUUGUUACAAAGAGUAUUUCUCUUGACAGCGUUUGUUUAAGAAGGCAAUCUGCUAGGCUUAAGUCUGGAGAAGAACCCAAUGAAAAGGAUAUUGAUACAAAGAGUAUUUCUCCUGACAGUGUUUGUUUGAGAAGGCAAUCUGCUAGGUUUAAGUCCGGAGAAGAACCCACUGAAAAGGAUACUGAUACAAAGAGCAGGAUAUGUACAGGAAGGCAAUCCACUAGGGUUAAAUCUGAGGAUCAAAUACAAGAACCAGCUGAAAAUUUGUUUCAGACAGAUGAUGCUAAAUUUCAUAUUCCUCCAUUACAUGACGAUCCAGUGCAUGAAAGUUGUCCUACAUCAUCAGUUCCAUCUGUUAAAAUUGAAUCUGAAACAGGGAACAGUGUCCCUAGAUUUGAAACUCAAGAACUGCAAAGGACAUCCUUUCGGCCCACACGUCGAGCAGUCGAGAAAGUUCAGACCUACAAGGAAAUUCCACUUAAUGUUAAGAUGCGAAGAAGUGAGUGAGUUGAAAUUCUACAAAUUCUACCUUUCAUUUUAUAGCGGAGCAUGGCAGAGGAGAGGAUAUGUAUGCAAAUUUUCUACGUUCUGCUCUUUUUUGAUCCCCUGGAUGUUGUGUUCUGGAGGAAAUCUAUUUCACAUGCUGACCCUGUAAAUGUUCAAGCUACUGUAUUUUCUUUUAUUAUGGUUCGAGGUCAGUUGAUGAUUAGGAAGUGCACAAGAUCAGUCUACGUUUAGUUCAUCAAGUAUUUGAGGUGGACCUUAACAUAAGUAACACAUUUACGUGCAAUUUUACAUUUCUUUCCCUUUCCAGGAAAAAGAGACCAUAUCAAACUUCCUUCUAAA
This is a messenger RNA of Populus trichocarpa (black cottonwood), 1828 nucleotides long. RefSeq names its product SHUGOSHIN 2. NCBI's taxonomy places the organism in Eukaryota, Viridiplantae, Streptophyta, Magnoliopsida, Malpighiales, Salicaceae. The record is from RefSeq and is a predicted model, not a curated record. The transcript has 13 exons. Gene Ontology annotation, biological process: maintenance of meiotic sister chromatid cohesion; meiotic sister chromatid segregation. Gene Ontology annotation, cellular component: chromosome, centromeric region; nucleus. Bases 242 to 1489 code for a protein of 415 amino acids.